AUGUCUUCCAAAGGUAUUGAAUUUUUACUUCGAAAAGCGGACGAAGUAGUGACCGAAAAUCACUUAGUAGACUUCUUAAACACUCAUUUCGUAGAGCUGGAAGAUCUAGAGCAAUUAGAUUCUAUCUUAACACUAGUGGAAACCAGACAGCAAAAUUUAAUUGAAAAAUCAUCUACGAUAAAAGCCGAAACUUCAACAACGUUAAAUAGUUCACUUGGAUACUUGAAAGUUACCGAGUCGCAACUUGAAAACCUUCAAGCGACGCGUCUAGAGUUGGAGGAUGCUCUAACAGAACAUCAAAUUUCCAUUGGAUUGAAAGAUCACGGUAAUGAGUCGAUCGAAUCAGAAGUAAUUAGCAACAAACAGUUGGCAAAGCAAUUAGUAGAGAAAUCAUCUCAGAAGGCGCUAGUGCCAUAUACGCAACUUGCUCAUAUUGCGCGUAAAAUUCGAUCUGAUAGUGAUUAUCAGAUUUUGAAAAAUCUUGAUGGAUUUAUAAGAAAAAAUUUGGAUGCACUUUGGGAGGACAUGAAAAGUAAACUUUCAAAGAAAUUUCAACACACAUUAGAUUCAUUGGGAUGGCCAACACCGUUAAAAGUUCCAUUACCUAAUGAGCUACAGGAAAAGAAGACAGCUUUUACAAGAGCUUUUUGCGAAUUAUUGUUGUUGCAGAAUCCGACUGGAGUAGAGGAUUCUGAUAAAAUCGUUACAAGUGAACUCGUUCCGUUAUUUCCAAUACAAUUGAUGGCCGAACCUUUAAUAACAAGGUUCAGAUAUCAUUUUGAUACGAAAAGACCGACUAAUCGAAUUGAUAAGCCGGAAUGGUAUUUUACACAUAUCCUCACAGCUAUACACGACCAUUCUCCUUUCUUGACAGAAGAAGUGCAAGUUAUUAUUGAUGAAGCUGGAUUUAAUAAAUAUAAUGCAAAAGAUGACUUUAUACGUUGUUUACUUACCGCAGUAACUCGAAAACUGAAUCAAAGCGUGAAUGCUUUGGUCAAUUCCCCUCAAAAUUUUUCUCACACAGUAUUUGAAACUCUACAAUUUGAUCAAGUGAUUAGAACCGUGCAUUUAUAUCUACCCCCAGGAAAAAAGCAAUGGAAUGGAUGUGUAGAAGUCUUCACUGGACGAAAAGAAAUAUUUAAGGCUUGGCUUAAAAUUGAGAAAGAAUUUGCCGAGAUGCGCUAUAAUGAGAUAAUGCACGCGGAAGAUGCAUGGGAAAUUGAGGAUGAAGAAACUAUUGACGAAGAUCUUCAACCAACUAAAUCUGCAGCGAAAAUUAUGGAACUAUUAGAACUUGUCACAAGCCGGUAUAAAUUAUUACCAAUGUUCCAUAAUCGUAUACGAUUUCUUGUUGAUAUUCAAGCUGAAAUUUUGGAUGCUUAUGAGAAAAGGAUUGAAUCUGCCGUUAAAGCAUUCGAGAAUCUCAGCUAUACGAUUGUUAGGGCAGUGCCGAAUCCUGCAACCGCUGAUGGAAAAUCUGUGACCGGAAUAGAUGGAUUAAAAAGGUUGUGCCGUUGGUUGAGUAGCGCUGGAUAUGUUAGUCAUACUAUUAGAGAAUGGGGAGAAGAUCCG
This is a messenger RNA of Ambispora leptoticha, 1572 nucleotides long. The record is from the annotation of a GenBank genome assembly. Lineage: Eukaryota; Fungi; Glomeromycota; Glomeromycetes; Archaeosporales; Ambisporaceae.